This is a messenger RNA of Populus nigra (black poplar), 4754 nucleotides long. RefSeq names its product ABC transporter B family member 15-like. The record is from RefSeq and is a predicted model, not a curated record. Gene Ontology annotation, biological process: transmembrane transport. The transcript is spliced from 7 exons. Gene Ontology annotation, cellular component: membrane. Lineage: Eukaryota; Viridiplantae; Streptophyta; Magnoliopsida; Malpighiales; Salicaceae. Bases 941 to 4699 code for a protein of 1252 amino acids. Gene Ontology annotation, molecular function: ABC-type transporter activity; ATP binding; ATP hydrolysis activity.
AAUCCUCGGCAAAGUUUUGACAGCAGAUAAAUUUAAGCGGUUGAUUGUUACAUGUGAGAAAAGGUCAUGUAUACAGCACAAGAAUGGAAUCUUAGAAAGAUGACUUUAUCUAAAUGUCUGAUGCAAUGAACACUUACAAAAUCUUUCCAAUAAAUCUUAAGGGGAAUAAGAACAAGAAUCUAAGAAUACAUACUAAGUUGACGUAUUCAAUGUCCUGGAUAAAUGAUACUCUCUAAUAUCUCAUGUCCACAUUUCUCCUUUUCUUUCAUAGAAGAAGUGCACUUAACAACUAGUUUAAGGGAAAUAAAGAUCUGUUAUAUAAUCAUUGGAGGAAAAUCUCAAGUAUUUCAGUAUCUUGUUUCUACUUUUUUGGCAGGAGAUGUCAUACUGCAGGCAGAAUUUGUUUCUUGGCAAAACAUGGGCAAAAUGCGAUACCAAAUAAAACCAAGCCAAAAGGAAAACAAUGAGUUACUGACCAUACAUAACUAUGGAUAUGCAAAGAAAGAUCCUAACCUGAUCAUAAUCAUCACAUCAAGGAUAUUGUGAAUAUUAUUUAUUUAUUGGAUUGUAAUGUCUAUAGUAUCAGCAAUAGUGACAGAGAAUGAUUCUUGGCAAAAAAAAUUUACCAGCAUGUAUACAGAAUAAAUACUGAACCAACGAAUAGCAUGACGGAUAUCAACAUUAAUUUUGAUUCCCUGGUCACCCUAUGAAGAAUCAAGUGCCGGCUAAUUUACUAGAUGGCUGGAUGCCUCUGGCAUUCUCACAAAAGUUUAAUGACAUGAAAACAAUAUAAGAAAAAAUAGGGACUAGAAUAUGAUUAAACGUGUCUAGUAGCACUUAGCAAUGCCUACAAAGAGCUGUCUAAGCUGAAGGUUAAAUACUGAUGAAAGCCAUCACAUACCUUUGAAAUCUCGUCACUCUCCAAGAAGGAGCAUAGAAAAUGGGUGGUAAAGAUAGCAUGUUUCGGUACGCUGAUGGCAUGGACAAGUUGUUGAUGUUCUUUGGGGUUUUGGGCAGUGUUGGAGAAGGGUUACGACACCCUCUCACAAUGUAUGUUCUUAGCCAUGUCAUCAAUGACUAUGGUAGCUCUGGUAUUUCUUUGUCUACUGAUACUGUAAACAAGUAUUCUCUCAAGCUCCUGUAUAUUGCAAUUGCUGUUGGACUUGCUGCAUUUGUUGAAGGAUUGUGUUGGACGAGAACUGCUGAGAGACAGACUUCUCGGAUGAGAACGGGAUAUUUGAAAUCGGUCCUUAGACAAGAAGUUGGUUUCUUUGACACUCAAGAUGCUGGUUCUUCCGCAACCUAUCAAGUUGUCAGCACCAUCUCCAAUGAUGCCAGUGCUAUCCAAGUAGCAAUAUGUGAGAAGAUACCUGACUGCCUUGCACAAAUGUCAUGCUUCUUCUUCUGCCUUGUGUUUUCCUUCAUACUAUCGUGGAAGUUUACUCUGGCAGCUCUUCCUUUUGCAUUGAUGUUUAUUGUCCCAGGACUUGUAUUCGGGAAGCUCAUGAUGGACGUGACAAUGAAGAUGAUUGAAGCUUAUGGAGUUGCUGGUGGGAUUGCGGAACAAGCCAUUUCUUCAAUAAGAACUGUAUACUCAUAUGUGGCGGAGAAUCAAACAAUAGACCGGUACAGCCGAGCACUUCAAAAGACUAAAGAAUUAGGAAUAAAGCAAGGUUUCGCAAAGGGAUUGAUGAUGGGAAGCAUGGGAAUGGUUUAUGUAAGUUGGGCAUUUCAAGCUUGGGCUGGCACUUAUUUGGUGACUGAGAAGGGAGAAAAGGGUGGUUCUAUCUUUGUAGCUGGAAUCAAUAUAAUGAUGGGAGGACUGAGCGUAUUAGGUGCACUCCCAAAUCUAACUUCCAUCACAGAGGCAACAGUUGCUGCUACGCGUAUUUUUCAAAUGAUUGAACGAACUCCAAGUAUAGACUUGGAAGACAAGAAGGGGAAGGCUUUAUCAUAUGCAAGAGGAGAAAUUGAUUUUCAGGACAUACAUUUUAGCUAUCCAUCAAGACCUGACACACCAAUCUUGCGAGGGUUGAAUCUCAGGAUUCCAGCUGGUAAGACAGUUGGUCUUGUGGGAGGCAGUGGCUCCGGAAAGUCUACAGUCAUUUCAUUGCUUCAAAGAUUUUAUGAGCCCAAUGAAGGACAAAUUCUCUUAGAUGGACACAAAAUAAAUAGGCUUCAGCUCAAAUGGUGGAGAUCCCAAAUGGGUCUAGUUAAUCAGGAACCAGUCCUCUUUGCCACAUCUAUAAAGGAGAAUAUAUUGUUUGGGAAGGAAGGUGCCUUGAUGGAUGAUGUGAUCAAUGCUGCUAAGGAUGCAAAUGCACAUGACUUCAUAACUAAGUUAACUGAUGGAUAUGAGACACAAGUUGGCCAGUUUGGAUUUCAAUUAUCUGGGGGGCAAAAGCAGCGUAUUGCCAUAGCAAGGGCUCUGAUCAGAGACCCCAAAAUCCUGCUUCUAGAUGAGGCAACCAGUGCACUGGAUGCACAGUCUGAAAGAAUAGUUCAGGAUGCAAUUGAUCAGGCAUCGAAAGGAAGGACAACAAUCACCAUUGCGCAUCGCCUCUCCACAAUCAGAACAGCAAACCUGAUUGUUGUUCUUCAAUCAGGGAGAGUAAUUGAAUCAGGUUCACAUGAACAGUUAAUGCAAAUAAAUAAUGGAAGAGGUGGAGAAUACUUCCGGAUGGUGCAGUUGCAACAGAUAGCAGCACAGAAAGAAAAUUUUAAUGACUUCAUCUAUAGAAAUGAUGGAAAGAACUCCUUUAGAAUGAGUCCUGCUCCCAGUCCGGUUAGCUUGAGAAAAAGCACUCCACGCACCCCAGUGUUAAGCCCCUUUAGCCCAGCAUUGUCUAUCGGCACACCUUAUUCCUACUCAAUCUAUGAUCCUGAUGAUGAAAGUUUCGAAGACGACUUAAACCAACUGAAUUAUCAGGCACCUUUUCAGUGGCGUCUGCUGAAAAUGAAUGCACCUGAAUGGGGACGAGGCUUGACUGGAUGCUUGGCUGCAAUAGGUGCUGGAGCGGUUCAACCUAUUAAUGCUUACUGUGCAGGAUCACUUAUGUCAAACUACUUCCGCAGUGACAAAUCUGCUAUCAAACAUAAAUCCAACGUAUUGGCCUUGAUUUUUUUAUUUAUUGGUGCUCUCAACUUCAUCACCAGCCUCCUCCAACAUUAUAAUUUUGCAGUUAUGGGAGAGAGGUUGACGAAAAGAGUACGCGAGAAACUGCUAGCAAAGCUGAUUACUUUUGAGAUAGGGUGGUUUGAUGAUGAUGAGAAUACAAGUGCAGCAAUUUGUGCAAGGCUAGCCACUGAAGCCAGCAUGGUUCGCUCCCUUGUUGGGGAUCGGAUGUCAUUGCUAGUACAAACAUUCUUUGGUUCUGUCUUUGCUUAUUCAAUAGGACUUGUUCUAACAUGGAGGCUAACCCUUGUUAUGAUAGCUGUGCAACCAUUAGUUAUUGGAAGUUUUUAUUUGAGGAGUGUUUUGAUGAAAAGUAUGGCCGGGAAAGCACAAAAGGCACAAAUGGAAGGAAGCCAGCUAGCAAGUGAAGCUGUUAUUAACCACAGAACUAUAGCUGCAUUCUCUUCUGAGAAGAGAAUGUUGGAGCUUUUCAAAGCCACUUUGAGAGGUCCUAAAGAAGAGAGUGUUAAGCACUCAUGGCUGUCAGGUCUUGGCCUGUUUUGCUCCCAGUUUUUUAACACGGCUUUUAUCACACUAACAUACUGGUAUGGUGGGAGGCUCCUGACGGAAGGGUUAAUAACCUCAGAGCGCCUAUUCCAAGCAUUUUUGAUACUGCUUUUCACUGCUUAUGUCAUUGCAGAAGCUGGAAGCAUGACUAAUGAUAUAUCCAAAGGAGGCAAUGCCAUUCGAACAAUAUUUGCAAUUCUCGAUAGGAAAAGUGAGAUUGAUCCAAACAACUCAUUUGAUGCUUCGAACAUCAGGAGAAAGUUAAAUGGCCAAGUGGAGUUCAACAAUGUCUACUUUGCUUAUCCAACAAGACCAGAUCAAAUGAUCUUCAAAGGCUUGAACCUCAAAAUUGAAGCAGGGAAGACAGUGGCACUGGUAGGGCCAAGUGGUUCUGGAAAAUCUACUAUCAUUGGACUUAUUGAGAGGUUUUACGAUCCCUUGAAAGGAGCAGUUUUUAUUGAUAGACAGGACAUAAAGAGCUACAACUUAAGAAUGCUGAGAUGUCAUAUUGCACUAGUCAGUCAAGAACCAACACUGUUUGCUGGCACUAUCCGCGAAAAUAUUGCCUAUGGCAAAGAGAAUGCAAGAGAAUCUGAGAUACGAAAGGCUGCAGUUGCUGCCAAUGCACAUGAAUUCAUCAGUGGAAUGAAAGAUGGGUAUGAUACCUACUGUGGAGAAAGAGGAGUUCAGCUAUCAGGAGGUCAAAAACAAAGGAUAGCACUUGCUCGUGCGAUACUGAAGGAUCCAUCAAUCCUGCUGUUGGAUGAGGCAACCAGUGCACUUGACAGUGUGUCAGAGAGCUUAGUUCAAGAGGCACUUGAGAAGAUGAUGGUUGGCAGAACAUGUGUAGUCAUUGCUCACAGACUAUCAACAAUUCAGAAAUCCAACUGCAUUGCGGUUAUCAAGAAUGGAAAGGUUGUAGAACAAGGCUCACACAAAGAACUCAUAGCAUUAGGUAGCGGUGGAGAAUACUACUCUCUGACAAAACUACAAAGCGGAAGCUCCUCUUAUCAGUAAAGCAGAAUCAUCUGGAGUCUGGACUGCCAUAGGAGGAAAGUCUACUUUUUGUUAA